Molecule: messenger RNA, 1863 nt
Organism: Arabis nemorensis
Lineage: Eukaryota; Viridiplantae; Streptophyta; Magnoliopsida; Brassicales; Brassicaceae
Source: the annotation of a GenBank genome assembly
AUGGAAGGAACUUGUUUUCUCCGAGGACAACCUCUUACAACAGUACCCUCUCUUACUAGACAAGGGUUCCUUCUCCAAAGAUUGAAGAACAAUCGGAUUGUUAGACUUUCAGGUUUGAAGAAUCACUCGUAUUAUGAUGGAAAGUCCAGGUCUUUCGAUCUUAGCCUCAGAGCUUCAGGUCCCAUAAAAGCAAGCUCGGCGGUAACGGAAGCAAGCACUACGAACAUAGAAUCCAAGGAAGAAGACCUUGUCUUUGUAGCUGGUGCUACGGGUAAAGUUGGUUCUAGAACUGUGAGAGAGCUGCUGAAACUCGGAUUUCGAGUUAGAGCUGGAGUUCGAAGCGCUCAGAGAGCAGGAAGUCUUGUGCAAAGUGUUAAGGAAAUGAAGCUCCAGAACACAGAUGGAGGAGCUCAACCUGUAGAAAAGCUAGAAAUUGUGGAAUGUGACUUGGAGAAGAGAGAUUCAAUACAGCCCGCGCUGGGAAAUGCAUCGGUGAUCAUUUGCUGUAUUGGUGCUAGUGAGAAGGAAAUCUCCGAUAUUACCGGCCCUUAUAGAAUCGAUUACCUAGCCACCAAAAACCUUGUUGAUGCUGCAACCUCUGCAAAAGUUAAUAACUUCAUUUUGGUGACAUCCUUGGGGACAAAUAAAUUUGGAUUUCCUGCCGCGAUUCUCAACCUAUUUUGGGGUGUUCUUUGCUGGAAGAGAAAAGCUGAAGAAGCGUUGAUUGCAAGCGGUCUCAAUUACGCAAUAGUUAGACCUGGAGGAAUGGAGAGACCUACUGAUGCGUACAAGGAAACUCAUAAUCUCACUCUUGCUCUAGACGAUACAUUGUUUGGUGGUCAGGUCUCAAAUCUCCAGGUUGCAGAAUUGCUCGCUUGUAUGGCAAAGAAUCCUCAACUUUCUUUCUCUAAGAUUGUGGAAGUAGUUGCUGAAACAACUGCACCAUUAACUCCAUAUGAAAAGCUUCUUGAAAAGAUUCCUUCGAAACGUCCUUAUGUGCCUCCACCAAAGGAAUCAGUUGCAGCCAAAGAGGUGAAACCAGUUCCUACUAAGCCUGUCACUGAAGAACCAAAAGCUCCCAAGGAGGAGGAAGCACCUGCCAAAGUUAAAGAUGUUAAACCUAGGCCGCUCUCUCCUUAUGCCGCUUAUGAAGACUUGAAACCUCCAACAUCUCCUAUUCCAAGUUCAACCACAUCACUUGGUGCCACCAAACCUAAGGAGGUAGAUGCCACUCAGGUUCCUGUUGAGACCAAUGUAGUUCCACCACCAGAUAAUAUCUCAAAUGUCUCAGUAGAAGAAGAAGAAGUGAAGCAAACCGAGGAAAAGAAAGAUUGGCCUCUUUCCCCUUAUGCCAGCUAUGACAAUCUAAAACCACCUUCAUCGCCCUCCCCUGAAGCUUCAGGUACCCAAAAGAGUGAUUCUUUAUCGCCUGGUCCAACGGAUUCUGAUACUGGUAAAAGCUCAACAGUUGCAACAAGUAUCACUGAGACAGAAGCACCAGCCACACCAAAAAUGAGACCUCUUUCUCCUUAUGCAGCUUAUGCAGAUCUGAAACCUCCAACCUCACCAACUCCUGCAUCAACCGGUCCCAAGGAACCAACAUCUGAUAAAACAGCAACUGCAGAAGACAACUCAGAGUUGCCUGGAAGCAAUAAUGAUGUGCUGAAAUCAGUUGAUGGUAGUGUGAACACAACUCCUUCUGUAACAGAAGCAGCAACUGUUAACAAUGUGACAGACACUUCACUUACUUCAGAAGACAAUACAGCUGAUCAGCCAAAGCCAAGACCUUUGUCACCUUACACAAUGUAUGAGGACAUGAAGCCUCCAACAUCGCCGCUUCCAUCUCCAGUCAUCAAUCAUUAG